AUGGUCGACAUCCUCCCUCUCUGUUCAUACCCGUCCUACAUCUCUCUGCUACCGGCAGUGCAGACCUGCAACAUCACCAACCUCCCUGAAAACUAUUUUCUGAAAUACUAUCUCUACCAUGCCCUCUCAUGGCCGCAGCUGAGCUUCGUCGCUGUUGUCCGGGACCGUUCCAGCAAGUCGAAAGACCCUUACUCGCCCGCCGCCAACCCCAAAGUCGUCGGAUAUGUCCUCGCUAAGAUGGAGGAGGAACCGUCUGAUGGGCUGCCCCAUGGCCAUAUUACAAGUUUAAGUGUCAUGAGAACGCAUAGGCGGCUGGGAAUCGCUGAGCGGCUGAUGCGAAUGAGCCAACGAGCAAUGGCAGAGUCCCAUAAGGCACACUACGUUUCACUCCAUGUCCGUGUCUCUAACACGGCUGCCCUACGUCUCUACCGUGACACACUCGGGUUUGAAGUUGAGAAAAUCGAGCCUAAAUACUACGCAGACGGAGAGAAUGCAUAUGCUAUGAAGAUGGACCUGACCAACUUAUGGAUCAAGGAUAAUGAGGGAUUCACGGUUGGCCUCGAUGGCAAGUCAAUCAAGAAUACGGAAGAAGAUGUAGAUGAAGGGGAUGAGGUUGGUGAUGUGGGCAAGGCUAGUGACGAUACUGGCAAGGAGGAGAAAAAGAUCAGAGUCAAAGUCGGCAGAAGCUUGGGAGUAGGAGACCUCGUGGAGCGAAAUGAGAGUCGAGCGCAGGCGUGA
Microsporum canis CBS 113480 is the source of this 738-nucleotide messenger RNA. Its product is annotated as ARD1B protein. Gene Ontology annotation, molecular function: protein N-terminal-serine acetyltransferase activity; protein-N-terminal-glutamate acetyltransferase activity. Bases 1 to 738 code for a protein of 245 amino acids. Gene Ontology annotation, cellular component: NatA complex. Gene Ontology annotation, biological process: N-terminal peptidyl-glutamic acid acetylation. NCBI's taxonomy places the organism in Eukaryota, Fungi, Ascomycota, Eurotiomycetes, Onygenales, Arthrodermataceae. The record is from RefSeq and is a predicted model, not a curated record. The transcript is spliced from 2 exons.